Messenger RNA from Anthostomella pinea, 1260 nucleotides. Lineage: Eukaryota; Fungi; Ascomycota; Sordariomycetes; Xylariales; Xylariaceae. The record is from the annotation of a GenBank genome assembly.
AUGGCGGCUCCCGACAAGGUCUUUUCCCUCGAAGGGAAGGUCCUGAAGCUCGAUACGGCCCAGGACCUAGAGCCACACAUCGCCCCCCUGCGUGCCAUGGACCAUGUCGAGGAAGUCCGCGUGCUGGGCAACACUUUCGGUGUCGAGGCUUGCAAGCUGCUGGGCGAGGUUCUGGCCACCAAGAAGACUCUCAAGAUCGCCAACCUGGCCGAUAUAUUCACCGGCCGAAAGCUUCACGAGAUCCCCGACGCCCUCUCUUCGCUCCUCACGUCCAUCAUGAACCUGCCGAACCUACGAACCAUCAACCUGAACGACAAUGCCUUUGGCCUAAAUACCAAGGCACCCUUGAUCGCUUUCCUGUCGAGCCAUGUUCCUCUGCAGCACCUGUAUCUGAACAACAACGGCCUGGGUCCCCAUGCCGGAAUCGAAAUCGCCAAUGCCCUCUCGGAACUCCACGCCAAGAAGGAGGACGCCCGGAAGGCCGGCCAGGAUGUGCCCUAUCUCGAGACCGUCAUCUGUGGCCGAAACCGACUGGAAAACGGAAGCAUGUUGGCCUGGGCCAGAGCCUUAAGCCUUCACAACAGAGUCAAGCACAUCAAGAUGGUCCAGAAUGGCAUUCGACAAGAGGGUAUCUCCCAGCUUCUCGGCGAGGGUCUCAACCACACCACCGAGCUCAAGGUUUUGGAUCUGCAGGACAAUACCUUUACUAUAAUGGGUGCGCGUGCUCUAGCAAAGGUUGUCAACCUGUGGACUGAUAUAGUCGAGCUGGGUAUUGGCGACUCGCUCCUCGGCGCUAAAGGAGGUGUCCUUGUCGGGGAAGCGCUCGCCAGGGGCAAGAACAAGCAGCUGGAGAUUCUCCGGCUACAAUACAACGAUAUCACUGCGGCGGGUGUAAAGAGUCUCGCCUCGGCAGUCAAGGACGCCCUACCGGCGCUGAAGAGGAUCGAGUUGAACGGCAACAAGUUUUCCGAGGACGACGAAUCCAUUCUGGCUCUGCGGGCGCUCUUGGAAGAGCGCAAGGAGAGUUCCGGAGGUGACAUUGUGGACGAGGACGCCUGGGGUGUCGAUAGCCUCAGCGACCUCGAAGAGCUGGAUUCAGACGAGGAGGAGGAGGAAGAGGAGGACGAGGAACCAUCUGUGGAGGAGAGAGCAGAGAAAUUGGUCAAGGAGGCCGAGGAAGCUCAAGAGGCGCCGACUGUUCAGCUGCAGGACGACGAUGUCGAUGCUCUGGCCAAGCGGCUAGAGAAAACGGGUAUUUAA